Molecule: messenger RNA, 2635 nt
Organism: Hemicordylus capensis (graceful crag lizard)
Lineage: Eukaryota; Metazoa; Chordata; Lepidosauria; Squamata; Cordylidae
Gene: NTN5
Product: netrin 5
Exons: 7
Coding region: 1-1743 (580 amino acids)
Molecular function (GO): protein binding
Source: RefSeq, a predicted model, not a curated record
AUGCUUCAUUUCCUAUGGGGCCUUGCAGUUUCCCUUCAGUUCCUCCUGGGCCUUGCUUCCGACCCCCAUGACCCAUGCUAUGAUGCCAACCGACAUCCGCACUACUGCUUGCCUGAGCUAUCUGAACUUGCAUCAGGGCGCCUGGUGGAAGCAUCUAGCACAUGUGGCAGCCCUCCUCGGCGACUCUGCACCUUCCAGGACUCCGCUGAUCUAACGUCGAAAUUCUGCCAGCGCUGCGAAGCAAACUCCCACUCGCCAGAGUACCUCACUGAUGCUGACGGUGGUGCCACUUGCUGGUGGUCUCAGCCCAUGGCCAAUGCCACACUCACUCUGGCACUCGGACGCAGAGUGGAGGUUCUCUAUGUGGCUCUCCGGUUCUGCUCCCCGCGUCCAGAAUCCCUGGCGAUUUACAAGUCAAUGGACUAUGGGCGGAGCUGGAUGCCUUUUCAGUUCUUCUCCACCCACUGCCGACGGCGCUACCGCUUGCCUCCGACCACCAUCAUCCUGAAGGCCAUGGAACACGAGGCCGCUUGUAUCGAUGCCCAAACAGCCCCCAAACCUCUAACUGGGGGGUUGGUAGCCUUCAUGCCCCUAGCAGGCCGCCCCUCGGCCCGGAUGUUUGAGUAUAGCCCUGUGCUCCAGGACUGGGUGACGGCCACAGACCUCAGGGUGUCGUUUGACCGCAUGCAUCCCACGCGAACGCUGGGGUUGCGAAGAAGGGAGGCAUCCUACGGGGUGGCUGAGCUGCAGGUUGGGGGCCGGUGCAAAUGCAACGGGCACGCAUCACGCUGCACAGCUGGGCAAGACGGAGGGGUGCCCCAGUGCGUUUGUCAGCACAACACAGCUGGACCUGAAUGUGACACCUGCAAAGCCUUCUACUGGGACAGGCCCUGGCAACGGGCAACCCCCAAAGACGCGCAUGAGUGUGUGGCUUGUGACUGCAACCUCCACUCUCAUCGCUGCCGGUUCAGUAUGGAGCUCUUUGAACUCUCGGGGCGCCAGAGCGGCGGGAUCUGCUUGAACUGCCGCCACUACACGGCUGGCCGCCACUGCCAGUACUGCCUGCCAGGCUUCAAACGUGACCUCGGUCGCCCCAUCACAAGCAGCAAGGCCUGUAAAGCUUGCCAGUGUCACCCCAUUGGAGCAGUUGGCGCCAUUUGCAACCAGACCACCGGGCAGUGCCAGUGCAAGAAUGGGGUCACUGGCCUGGCCUGCAACCGCUGUGCUCCGGGUUUCCAGCAAAGCCGCAGUGCUCAUGCCCCCUGCAUCAGAAUCCCGGAAGUAAUGACAACUACAGUGUCUCCCCCACAGGAGUGGAACACAGGAUCAUAUGGCACUGAAUGUCAAACCCACUGCAAGCCGCCACGAGGACGUGUCCAGAUGAACCUGAAAAACUACUGCAAGAAGGAUUAUGUUCUCCACGCACAGCUAUUGGCGAUGGAGAAGUCUGGCACAUGGUGGCAAUUCACCGCUUCAGUCCUGACUGUCUACCGCCAGCGUCAUGUGCCCAUCCGGCGAGGCGAACAGCCACUCUGGGUGCCUGAGCAGGAUUUGGUGUGCCGAUGCCUCCACCUCCAAGUUGGCAAAGCUUACCUGGUUAUUGGCAACGAUGAAGAGUCUCCUGACCCUGCCCGGUUAAUCCUUGAUAAAAACAGCCUCGCCCUGCCCUGGAGGGAUGCUUGGGCACACAAACUGCGCAGUUUCCAGCAGCAGAGCAGACGAGGAAAAUGCCGGAUUGUCUGAGCCAUCAUGGCAGUGGUGGUGGGGAAUUGGGCGGAAGAAGUGAGGGCUAGGGGGAAGGAAAAGGGCCAAAUGUGCAACUUCCUGGUUCAAGUGCUUUGAGGUACCCCCUAUUCACUUCUGCCAUUGAGCAUGGGGGAAACUGUACUUAGGAGACACCAAUCCCAAAAUGAAACUGGUGGCAAUUUGGGGGUUUUCGUCCUUUCUUAGUUCUGAGUACACAUGGCCCUUCUCAUCUCCUCCAUCCUCCCAAAAGGCCUGUGUGGUGAGGUGACUAUUGUUCUCCUUUUACAGAUUGAGGGACUACUAUUACUACUACUAUUGUUAUUUAUAUACUGCUUUUCAACAAACCAGGUCUCAAAACAGUUUACGUGGGGAAAGAAUAAGAAUAGGAAUAUGGUUCUCUAUCCCUCAAAGGGUCCGCAGUCUAAAAAGAAAUGCAAGGCAGAAACCAGCAACAGCCACUGGAGGGAUGCUCUGCUGAGGUUGAAUAGAACCAGUUGCUCUCCCCCCUGCUAAAUAUAAAAGAAUCACCACUUUGAAUGGCACCUCUUUGCCUAGUUAGCAGGGACUGAGGCUGAGAGACAAGAACUUGCCUUAGGCCCUGCCAACGGAAAAUAUCUGGGUGCAGUCAGGCUGUCAAAUUUGGCCGUGAGGCAUACAAGGACUGCUAAACAGGCAGACAUGAAACAUGAGGCAAUGGUGGAAGGAAGGGGGAGGAUAGAUAGAGUGUUGAUCCAGGUUGCCAACGGAAGGUGUGGGGCCUUCUCAGAUAUUCCUCACCACCCCAAAAGACCAAGAGGGGAACGGAACAAUCUCGAAUCGUCUUUUGCCAGGCUUCCAGCCUAGGAUGUACUUGUUGAAAUAUACAGAAUGACAUGAAAUAUAUUUUUUU